CCGGCCCGGCCCGGCUCAACUCAGAAUGAGGCCGUGCUGGUCCGAAGCAUCCGAGGCCCGAAGCGAGCGAUGGCGAGACAGGACGCCGUCAGAUGCGUGCGCCUUUUCCUCUACGCGCUCAACGUGCUCUUCUGGCUGAUGUCGGCUUGCAUUCUGGGAAUGGCGGCGUGGAUGCGAGAUUCCCUGAACGCCGUCCUGACUCUGACGGCCCACACCAGGUCGGCACGCACACGCAACAACGCGACGGCGACAACAAAACUCAUGCUGGAGGAGGCUGCCGUGCUGACCUUUGCCCCCGUGGUCCACCCGGUCCUGGUGGCGGUGUGCUGCUUCCUGCUGAUGGUGGCCACGUUGGGCGUGUGCGGCACGCUGCGCUGCGACCUGGUGAUGCUGUCCUCAUACUUCGGAAGUCUGUUGGUCAUCUUGUGCGUGGAGUUGGCGAGCGCUCUGUGGACCUAUGAGCAGCCCCAUGUGCAGCGGUCUGACAUGAUCAGUCUAAAGUUUCGGAUGUCCAACUUUGGCCUUCGCCAGCAUCAGUGGCUCACGCACACUUGGAACACAUUUCAGACACAGUUCGAGUGCUGCGGUGUGAUCUACUUCACGGAUUGGCUGGAGAUGACGGAGAGGGAGUGGCCUCCCGACUCGUGCUGCUCCAAUCAGUAUCCAGGAUGCGCCCGGCGCGCCCGCCAGCACGACCUCAGCGAUCUCCAUCAAGAGGACAUGAGAAAAUUAUGAUGUGAAUGAUGAUGGCAUGAAUGAAAUGGCUCAUCAUGUCAUGUCAUGACAAUGAGAAGAUGACAUGAGAACGAGACAAUGUCAUCCGAAUAGCAGUGCAGUGACACGGUGAUAUGAGAAUGAGAUGACGCGAUGACAUCACGGCACGAGAAUGAGAUGCGGACCCGAGAAUGACGGCCGGCGUGGACUUUCUGGCCCGCAGGGCUGCGGACCAAAGCUGCUGUCGUUCAUCCGCUCCAGCGUGCCGCUGCAGCUGCUGCGCUUCCUGGGCGUGGCCCUGGGCGUGGCCCAGAUCCUGGCCAUGGCGCUGACCCUCACGCUGCUCUGGACCAUUUACUACGGGCG
Syngnathoides biaculeatus (alligator pipefish) is the source of this 1080-nucleotide messenger RNA. It is a transcript of the gene tspan12, whose product is annotated as tetraspanin 12. The transcript has 7 exons. The record is from RefSeq and is a predicted model, not a curated record. The coding region runs from base 70 to 735 and encodes 221 amino acids. NCBI's taxonomy places the organism in Eukaryota, Metazoa, Chordata, Actinopteri, Syngnathiformes, Syngnathidae. Gene Ontology annotation, cellular component: membrane.